AUGUAAAAUUACAGAAUGGACAGGGUGGCGAUGGGUCUGACUGCUCGCUCGACCUCUUCACCAACAAAGACACAAAGUCGCAAAAGGGAGAAGAGAAGAGAGCAUGUCAGCAAGAGUAUUCAAAGAAGAGAAAGGAAGGAAUGGAUCAGACAAAGAUGUGCUGGCAUGCACAAAAGAACAGAAAAGCGCCCGACAGCGAUCGAGCAAACCUUGUCGUCUCGGCAUGGUCGUGUAGGCCGGGGAAAGGAGUAGAAGCUCAUCAUUUGGAGAUCGACUGCAACGUGAAGACUCACCUGGCUUUAGAAGCAGAAGAAAGCCGUGGAGAAGAGCGGGCCGUAUUGAGGGAAGGGAGGCCAACGUCGUCUUGCCUGAAAAAUUGGCUUUUGUAGAACAAAAAAGC
Messenger RNA from Acaromyces ingoldii, 400 nucleotides. RefSeq lists its product as hypothetical. The coding region runs from base 16 to 252 and encodes 78 amino acids. The record is from RefSeq and is a predicted model, not a curated record. NCBI's taxonomy places the organism in Eukaryota, Fungi, Basidiomycota, Exobasidiomycetes, Exobasidiales, Cryptobasidiaceae. The transcript has 2 exons.